This is a messenger RNA of Oncorhynchus gorbuscha (pink salmon), 1029 nucleotides long. RefSeq names its product semaphorin-5B-like. The coding region runs from base 52 to 1029 and encodes 325 amino acids. NCBI's taxonomy places the organism in Eukaryota, Metazoa, Chordata, Actinopteri, Salmoniformes, Salmonidae. Gene Ontology annotation, biological process: negative regulation of axon extension involved in axon guidance; axon guidance; axon extension. The transcript has 7 exons. The record is from RefSeq and is a predicted model, not a curated record. Gene Ontology annotation, molecular function: semaphorin receptor binding; chemorepellent activity.
GUCCUGUGAGGACCAGUUAGAGGUACGGUGGGCGUGGUUGGCCCCGUAACCAUGGCGACGUCUCUGUGGGAGUUUGUGUCCCUUCAUCCCGUUGGUCUAGUGCUGCUCCUCUGCCUGCCACUCUGUCUAUGCCAGCAGCCAUUGGUCAACUUUGAGAGUCCGUUCCCACCCCUACCGGAGUGUACCAGGAAAGUUCAUCCCAUCGUCCCAUACAAAGCAUUGAGUCCCUGGAUGUCAGGAUUCUCUCGUCCCGGAGUGAAGGACUUUUCCCAGCUGACCCUUGACCUGACCAGAAACCAGCUGAUUGUGGGAGCUAGAAAUCACCUCUUCAGACUGAGUCUCAGUAAUGCUUCUCUCUUACAGGCAGUAGAAUGGGGACCAGAUGAAGACACCAAGCGGUCCUGUCAGAGCAAAGGAAAGACAGAGGAUGAAUGUCAGAACUACAUCCGGGUCCUGCUCAUCACCGGGAGGCGGAUCUUUACCUGUGGAACCAACGCCUUUACCCCCGUCUGCACCACCCGGCAGAUAGGAAACAUCAGUCGGGUGAUGGACACGGUGAACGGGGUGGCGAGAUGCCCCUACGACCCGCGUCACAACUCCACUGCCAUGGUAACAGAGAAGGGCGAACUCUACGCCGCCACUGUCAUCGACUUCUCGGGUCGUGACCCCGUCAUCUACCGUAGCCUUGGUAACAUGCCGCCGCUGCGAACAGCCCAGUACAACUCCAAAUGGCUCAACGACCCUCACUUUAUCUCAGUCUACGAGGUGGGUCUCUUCACCUAUUUCUUCCUGAGAGAGAACGCAGUCGAACACGACUGCGGUCGCACCGUGUUCUCCCGGGUCGCCCGGGUCUGUAAGAACGACGUGGGCGGUCGCUUCCUAUUGGAGGACACUUGGACUACGUUCAUGAAGGCGCGGUUGAACUGCUCGCGGUCAGGAGAGAUCCCCUUCUACUAUAACGAGCUGCAGAGCACCUUCUAUCUGCCCGAACAGGACCUCAUCUACGGCAUCUUCACCACCAACGUGUGA